This is a messenger RNA of Drosophila pseudoobscura, 3941 nucleotides long. Its product is annotated as abscisic-aldehyde oxidase-like. The record is from RefSeq and is a predicted model, not a curated record. The transcript has 7 exons. Gene Ontology annotation, molecular function: oxidoreductase activity; 2 iron, 2 sulfur cluster binding; FAD binding. The coding region runs from base 162 to 3923 and encodes 1253 amino acids. NCBI's taxonomy places the organism in Eukaryota, Metazoa, Arthropoda, Insecta, Diptera, Drosophilidae.
CGAUCGUUUAGUCAAGCAUCGGCAGCGCAAGAGUGCAGAAGCACUCCUCAGUGAACGACGCCAGACUAAAAGUAGUGGAACAUUUGGAGGCCGGAACAAAUUUAAUUAUUUAAAGGGAAAAUACCAGCAGCUGGCAUUUAAGUUUCUCUUUCCUUAGUAAAAUGACUACAAAAUUCACGAUCAACGGAAAGCCGUACAUGGUGAAUCUCAGCAAUCUGCCACCCGACAUCACGCUGAACACCUUCAUACGAGAGCAUGCCCAGCUAACGGCCACGAAGUUCAUGUGCCUGGAGGGAGGAUGUGGAGCCUGUGUGUGCGUAAUGCGCGAUGGGACCAGCAGUUGGGCUAUCAAUUCGUGCCUCACGCUGCUGAAUACCUGCGCUAAGCUGGAGAUCAUAACUGCCGAGGGGCUGGGCAAUAAACGUACCGGCUAUAGUCCGAUUCAAAAGCGCUUGGCCAAGAUGAAUGGGACCCAGUGCGGCUAUUGUUCCCCGGGAUUCGUGAUGAAUAUGUACGGGCUGCUGGAGCAGCACGGCGGCAAGGUGAGCAUGACGGAGGUGGAGAACUCCUUCGGUGGCAACCUUUGUCGCUGCACCGGCUACCGUCCCAUUUUGGAUGCCAUGAAGUCCUUCGCGGUGGACAGUAACAUUCAGGUUCCCGCCGAGUGUGCGGACAUCGAGGAUCUGAACCUGGAGGCUCGCAACUGUCCCAAGACUGGGGCAGCCUGCAGCGGCAGCUGCCAUCGUUCGACUUUGGUCUACGCGGAUGGGAGCCAGUGGUCCUGGCCCAAGACCUUAACGGAGCUGUUUGAGGCGCUGGACAAGGUCGGCGAAGCAGAUCAAUUCAUGCUGGUGGCUGGCAACACGGCGCAUGGUGUCUACCGACGGUCAACGGACAUUAAGCACUUCAUUGACGUGAGUGGAGUGGAGGAGCUGCAUCGGCACAGCACUGACGGACAGCAAUUGCAGCUGGGGGCGAACCUAAGUCUCACCCAGACCAUGGAAAUCCUUCGAACCAUCUCCAAGCAGCCUGGCUUUGAGUAUCUGGAGGUUCUAUGGAACCACUUGGAUCUCAUUGCAAAUGUCCCCGUGCGCAAUUCGGGAACUUUGGCUGGAAACAUUGCGAUUAAGAAACAACAUCCCGAGUUUCCAUCAGAUGUCUGUCUCUCCUUCGAGGCUUUGGAUGCAAAGGUUGUGGCCAUGAAAAGCGCCACUGAAGAGCAGAAAAUAUCCCUCGCGGAAUACUUGAGGGACUCGAAUAGAAAACUGAUUAUCAAGGCAUUCCUCCUGUCUGCCUAUCCCAAGAACGAGUACAUUUACGAAUCUUACAAGAUCAUGCCACGUUCCCAGAAUGCCCAUGCCUAUGUGAAUGCUGCGUUUCUUCUCGAGUUGGACAGCGCUUCCAAGGUGCAGAAUGCUCGGAUUUGCUUUGGCGGAAUUCGCCCAGACUUUGUCCACGCCACUGCCAUUGAGCAAUUGAUGGUCGGACACAGUCCCUACGAGAGUGGACUAAUAGAGCGAACCUUCAAUACGCUUCCAAGUCAGUUGCACCCAGACGAGGUCCUGCCGGAUGCCAGUCCUGCCUAUCGCUCGAAACUGGCGUGCGGCUUACUCUACAAGUUUCUGCUGAAGCAUGCACCCGAGGCGCAGGUCGCGGAGAAGUUCAAGAGUGGAGGUCAGAUUCUUCAGCGCCCAUUAUCAUCGGGUCUGCAGGUGUACCAGACCCAAAGGCAGAACUAUCCGGUCUCCCAGGCCGUGCAAAAGGUGGAGGGCAUGAUACAGUGCUCGGGCGAGGCGACAUACAUGAACGAUAUUCUGACCACAGCCAACACAGUGCAUUGCGCCUUUGUGGGGGCCACUAAGGUGGGGGCCACCGUCGAUGAGAUUGACGCCAAGGAAGCCCUGCAGCAACCUGGCGUGAUUGCCUUCUACUGUGCCAAGGAUGUGCCCGGGACAAACAGCUUCUGUGUGCCCAGCUUUAACUUCAAGGUGGAGGAAAUAUUCUGCUCAGGAUUGGUGCGACACUCGGAGCAGCCUGUGGGUGUGAUCGUAGCCCUCAGUGCAGAUCAGGCGCAGAGAGCAGCAAAGCUUGUGAGGAUCAGCUACAGUCGGUCGAGCCCUGACUUCAAAUUGAUGCCCAGCAUUGGGGAUGUUUUUGCCUCUGCCACGCCGGAUCCGUCGCGUAUCAUAUCAUUGGACAUAGGGGAUCUGCCAGAGGUUACAUUCACCGACAAGCCUGAUGUGGAAGUUAGGGGCAUAUUUGAAAUGGGCCUGCAGUAUCACUUCACCAUGGAGCCACAGACGACGGUGGUCGUACCCUUUGAGGAUGGCCUGAAGGUCUUCGCGGCCACCCAGUGGAUGGACCACACUCAAGCUGCCAUUGUACACAUGCUCCAGGUGAAGGCCAAGGAUGUGCAGUUACAGGUUCGUCGAUUGGGCGGUGGCUAUGGGGGCAAGAUCACGCGCGGCAACCAGGUGGCCUGUGCCGCUGCCUUGGCUGCCUAUAAGCUGAAUCGUCCUGUGCGCUUUGUGCAAACUCUGGAGUCCAUGAUGGACUGCAAUGGCAAGCGCUGGGCCUGUCGCUCCGACUAUAAGUGCCACGUCAAGGCCAACGGAGAGAUCGUGGGCUUGACGAACGAUUUCUAUCAGGAUGCUGGCUGGGUCGACAACGAGAGCCCCGUUCGACGCUCGACCUUAACGCAACCAAAUUGUUACGGCUUCACGAAGGCUAACUUCAAAAACAAGGGCAACGCGGUGAUCACAGAUGCCCCCAGCUCUACCUCGUGUCGCGCUCCGGGAUCUGUUGAGGGCGUGGCCAUGAUCGAGAACAUUAUGGAGCACGCUGCCUUUGAGGUGCAAGCCGAUCCGGCAGCUGUGCGCCUGCUCAACAUACCCGCGACUCACAAAAUGUCCGAGCUGCUGCCGAAGUUCCUCGAGUCGCGGGAGUAUCACGAGCGGAAGAAGGAGAUUGAGGCCUACAAUGCGAAGAACCGUUGGAAGAAGCGCGGCCUCGGCCUGGCCGUAAUGGACUAUCCCGUUCAGUACUUUGGCCAGUAUCCCGCUACGGUGGCCAUCUACCAUGUGGAUGGAACAGUGGUGGUUACCCACGGAGGCAUCGAAAUGGGGCAGGGCAUGAACACCAAGGUGGCUCAGGUGGCUGCGUAUACCCUCGGCAUCGAUCUCAGCUUCAUCAAGGUGGAAUCUUCGGACACCAUCAAUGGAGCCAACUCAAUGGUCACCGGUGGGGCCGUGGGCAGCGAGAGUCUUUGCUUUGCAGUUCGCAAAACCUGCGAGAUCAUCAACACCCGACUGCAGCCGGUGAAGAAGAGCAGCUGGGUGCAGACUGUACAGGCGGCCUAUGCAAAGUCCAUCAAUCUGAUCGCCUCGGAUAACUACAAGAAAGGCGAUAUGAAGAACUACAACAUAUACGGCAUGGCCCUCACCGAAAUCGAGCUGGAUGUCCUAACCGGGAACAAUCAAAUCAAGCGCGUGGACAUCUUCGAGGAUACCGGGGAAAGUCUCAGUCCAUACAUCGACAUUGGCCAGAUCGAGGGGGCCUUUGUGAUGUGCCUGGGAUACUGGCUAAGCGAGGAGUUGGUCUACGAUCGCGAAACGGGCCGCCUGAUUACCAACCGCUCCUGGAACUACAAGCCGCCUGGCGCCAAGGAUAUACCCAUUGAUUUCCGCAUUGAAUUGGCCCAGACACCCAAUCCCAAUGGCCCAGGAUUCAUGCGUUCCAAGGCCACGGGAGAGCCGCCUUGUUGCCUGGCCGUCAGCGUGGUGUUCGCACUGCAGCAGGCCCUGCAGUCGGCCCGACAGGACGCCGGCCUGCCACGAGAGUGGGUGCGCCUGGGGGCCCCUUCUACUCCCGAGACACUGCUUCUGAAUGCAGGACAUGAGGCGACGAGCUUUAAGCUUAAAUAGAGUUGAAAACAAUUUUUA